AUUUUAUGUCCUAAGCUAACGUAAGGUCUUUUCCAGUGAACUUGACCAUCGAAUGCCUCGAAUUCCUACUGCUCUUGUCCGGUCACUUUCUCGACCUCUAUACGCGUCUAAUGCAUCGACAGUCCUGAAGACUGCGGUCGUCGAUAAGCAGUCGCUGGCUGUUACUUCAUUUUUUCGUCAACCAACGCGGCUACCGUUCUCCCUGCUGUCACCUUUAUCCAGAACAAACUUUCCUACUUCAUAUACUUGCCUUCGAUCCCCUUUGGCGGCCGUGACACCAAGCAUCACAUCACUGCAGCAGGUUCGCUAUCGUUCGUUUGGCGCGGAGUAUCAACCGUCUCAGAGAAAGCGGAAGCGGAGGCAUGGAUUUCUUGCGAGAAAACGAAGCAAGGGUGGUAGACGCAUUUUGAGUAGAAGGCUUUCCAAAGGGCGGAAAUAUCUCAGCCAUUAGAAAUCAGAAUGAACAGUCUGUUUCUGUAGUUGGGCUAUAAUACAUAUAUGUAUAUUCUCGCCUGGCAAUCGAACUCUGGCUUGGAUUGCUGGUUCUCGCUCUCAAUACGUAUCCGUAAAAGUACAACAUCGUUCAGAAAUCGUCCUCAUCAUCACCUUCGAUCCAUUCUACAUCUUCAAGUGCCUUUUCCCCGUCUUCGUAAAGCUUGUCUAAACCUGUUAACCUCUCGAGAUAUUUGGAGUCAUUAAACGCGUUCAUCAUCAUGUCAAAUCCUUGGGAUUCAUAUGCUUUGAGCACCUAGACAUAGUCAAUCACUAUGUGCUAACCAGCUCACACGAUUG
Molecule: messenger RNA, 792 nt
Organism: Lentinula edodes (shiitake mushroom)
Lineage: Eukaryota; Fungi; Basidiomycota; Agaricomycetes; Agaricales; Omphalotaceae
Product: ribosomal protein L34-domain-containing protein
Exons: 2
Coding region: 53-451 (132 amino acids)
Biological process (GO): translation
Cellular component (GO): ribosome; mitochondrial large ribosomal subunit
Molecular function (GO): structural constituent of ribosome
Source: RefSeq, a predicted model, not a curated record